This is a messenger RNA of Striga hermonthica, 1071 nucleotides long. NCBI's taxonomy places the organism in Eukaryota, Viridiplantae, Streptophyta, Magnoliopsida, Lamiales, Orobanchaceae. The record is from the annotation of a GenBank genome assembly.
AUGGCAGAAAACACAGGCAAGAAAAUAUCAGCAGCUUCAGCUAGGGCUCACACUAGGAAAUCCAAGCAAAGGGGCAAGAAUCCUUUCAGAUUUUUUUCUUCAAAAAUAAUGAUUGCCCAGAUAGCAAUUGGGUCACUAAUUGGAUUUUUGGGAUAUGCUUAUCUGGCAAUAAGACCACAUGCACCUAAAAUAUGCGGCUCUCCGGGUGGACCCCCGGUGACCUCACCGAGGGUGAAACUCAGUGACGGGAGGCAUUUAGCUUACAAGGAGAGAGGGAUUGAAAAAGAAGAAGCCCAGUACAAGAUAAUUGUUUGCCAUGGCUUUGGUGAUUCUAAGGAUUUCAACCUUCCUGUUUCUGAAAGUGACCCUAAUCCUGCAAGGACUGUGAAGAGCGACGCAUUUGACAUUCAGGAACUGGCUGACAAGUUGAAUCUCGGGCCCAGGUUUUAUCUGAUUGGCAUAUCCAUGGGAGCUUAUCCUGUUUACGGCUGCCUAAAAUACCUCCCUCACAGGGUUUUGGGAGCUGCGCUUGUUUCUCCUGUCGUUAACUACUGGUGGCGGUGUUUUCCUCCAGAACUUUCAAAAAAAGCCUUGGGAAAAACUAUUUUCCAAGACCGGCUGACUUUUAGAAUUGCACAUUAUGCCCCCUGGCUGUUGAACUGGUGGAUGACUCAGAAGUUGUUCCCGUCUUUCAGCAUCUUGCAAGGAAAGCUCGAUGUUUUUAGCCGCUCAGACCUUGAGAUCCUCAAGCAGUCGCCAGAAAUUCCAAAAGAGGAACAGGAGAAAAUACUACAACAAGGUGCUCAUGAAUGUUUUCAUAGGGAUUUGAUGGUAGGUUUUGGGAAAUGGGAAUUCGAUCCCAUGGAUAUCGAUAAUCCUUUCCCUAACAAAGAAGGCUCGGUUCAUAUGUGGCAUGGGUAUGAAGAUAAAGCUGUUCCUCAAGAGGUUAAUCGAUAUUUGGCCGAGCAGCUUCCAUGGAUCCAUUAUCACGAUGUUCCCAGUACCGGACAUCUGUUGAUCUAUAAUUCCACGCUUUGUGAGUCCAUACUCACUGCGCUUUUAUCUUCAUGA